Penicillium waksmanii is the source of this 1107-nucleotide messenger RNA. RefSeq lists its product as uncharacterized. The record is from RefSeq and is a predicted model, not a curated record. The transcript is spliced from 3 exons. Lineage: Eukaryota; Fungi; Ascomycota; Eurotiomycetes; Eurotiales; Aspergillaceae. The coding region runs from base 1 to 1107 and encodes 368 amino acids.
AUGGCAACAAAUGCAGUGGAACAAGACGAAGAGCGUGAUCAGAUCUCUCAAAGUCUCCUACCGACAUCUUUCGCGUGCUCGUCUUUGAGUCGACUUUCCGGUGGCACUGCGAAUUUCGUAUAUCGGGGCAUAUUAUCCGGAUCCACAAAAUCCAUCAUUAUCAAACAUACCAAAGGACAUUCUGCCUCGAAUCCGAACUUCAAGAUUGAUAGUAAGAGAUGUCACUUUGAAGUGGCCAUUCUUCGCGCACUGAGUGGUCUACCGCCCUAUUCUGAGGCUGGUGUGACUGUCAAAGCACCUGAACUUCUGAAUUUUGAUAUAGAUACAGAUACGCAGAUCGUUGAAGAUCUCCCUGGCUCUGUUGAUUUGAAGACCUUCCUGCUUUCAAAUGUGUCGAGUGAGGUGUCCGAAUCCUCGGCUGAAGCCCUCGGUCGCGCGCUCGGAUCCUGGCUGCGAUCUUUCCAUGACUGGGGCAACAGCAAAGAUCAAUUGAGAUGCAAGGCAACACUCAGCGAAAAUGAAAGUAUGAAACAACUCAAAUUCUGGGUGAAUUACACAAUGUUGAUUGACACGAUUGCGAAUUUUCCCGAUAUUCUUGAUCAGAGUCGCGAUGUUUUUGAACAAGUUCGCGACUUCGCUGCGACCGAGUUGACGAAACAGAACCAUGGCGAUGAAUUUGGAAUCAUCCAUGGAGAUUUUUGGACUGGAAACGUUCUCAUUCCCAACGUUGCGAUUGGCAGUCACUUCGACACUACUUUGUUUGUUGUUGACUGGGAGCUGGCGCAAGUUGGCAGCCGGGCCUUAGACCUCGGUCAGAUGAUCGCUGAACUAUACGAAACGAAACUUUUCAAAGAGGCUGAAGCUGGCGUUUGGAUCAUUGAAGGGCUCCUUCAAGGAUACGGCGGUUUGAGUGAUGAAAUGGCAUUCCGCACUGCAAUCCACGUUGGUGUUCACCUGAUCUGUUGGGGUAGUAGGGUGCCCGGAUGGGGUAGCAAGGAUCAAAUUGAAGAGGUUGUGAAGAUUGGCAAUAAUAUGGUUAUCGGAGGCUGGACGAAGGACAAACAAUGGUUCGAGAGCCAUGGACUUGGCUUCUUUUUCAGGAAAUGA